Desarmillaria tabescens is the source of this 690-nucleotide messenger RNA. Its product is annotated as haloacid dehalogenase. The coding region runs from base 1 to 690 and encodes 229 amino acids. The transcript is spliced from 5 exons. NCBI's taxonomy places the organism in Eukaryota, Fungi, Basidiomycota, Agaricomycetes, Agaricales, Physalacriaceae. The record is from RefSeq and is a predicted model, not a curated record.
AUGAUACAGGCUCUCGUCCUUGAUCUUAUGGGCACUUGUACCGACUGGUGUUCCUCCAUACUGUCUGCCUUGGGCUCCAAACCACCACUUGUUGACCCGCGCUCCUUUGCCAUGGACUGGCAGGCUGGUUUCUUUGAAGAAAUUCACCACCGCUUUCAGGCAGGCGAAGACCCUGAAGACCCUGAAGACAUAGAUGUCACUCACCGACGGGUGCUGGAUCGUAUCCUAUUAGAACGCAAAAUUGGAAUGGACUUUUGGGAUGAGGAAACAAGAAACGACAUGGUCCAAAGCUGGCACAUCCAACAAGCUUGGCCCGAUGCAAUCAAAGGCCUCGAGAUACUGAAGCACAAAUUUUUCGUUAUCGUCCUGGCCAACGGCACCACACGUCUUCAGCUCGACAUCAUCAAGUCAUCUCAGCUCCCAUUCCAUACCUUGCUGUCCUCGCAGCUCUUGGACCUCACGAAACCCGAUCCAAAGAUUUAUCAGAAAGCAAUAGAUUUGCUCGAUCUAAAGCCCGAGGAAUGCCUUAUGGUAGCUUCCCAUGCCUAUGAUUUGAGAGCUGCUGCAAGAAUGUGGGAUCCAGAGGAAGAUAUGGACCAUUUAAGACAAACUUUUGACUUUUUUGUCGAAGGGACAGACGGAAGCGACACCAAUGGAUUGGUUAAAUUGGCAACCAUCUUACAAGCAUGA